Messenger RNA from Anopheles merus, 1624 nucleotides. RefSeq names its product facilitated trehalose transporter Tret1-like. The record is from RefSeq and is a predicted model, not a curated record. Gene Ontology annotation, biological process: transmembrane transport. The coding region runs from base 1 to 1485 and encodes 494 amino acids. Gene Ontology annotation, cellular component: membrane. The transcript is spliced from 6 exons. NCBI's taxonomy places the organism in Eukaryota, Metazoa, Arthropoda, Insecta, Diptera, Culicidae. Gene Ontology annotation, molecular function: transmembrane transporter activity.
AUGCAGCCUCCACUUUCGCUGCUAUCAGUGGUGAAUCAGAUUUUUGGAACGCUCAUCAUUAAUCUCAUCGCCCUUGCCCAUGGCAUCACGCUGGGAUGGGUAUCGCCAUCGCUGGAGUAUUUGAGUUCGAACGAAACACAUCUCGUCGGAGGCCCAAUGACAGUGGAAGAAACUUCCUGGUUGGGCGCUUCCCUCUGCAUCGGUGGCAUGAUCGGGGUGACACUGUACGGAUAUCUCGCCGAUCUAAUAGGCAAACGAAGAGCUAUGCAAAUCAUCGCGAUUCCUCACGUGGCAUUCUGGCUGUGUAUCAUCUUCGGAAAUAGUGUCCUACAGCUCUGCAUUGGACGAGUGUUGGCUGGCAUUGCCGGUGGCGGCAUUCUGCGUAUCGUACCUCUCUUUGUGGCUGACAUUGCCGAUCCACGCAUACGGGGCAUGCUCGGUUCGCUGCUGCCCGUGUGCCUUAACCUCGGCACCGUGCUAGCAUUCAUCCUUGGUAGCUUUGUGUCGUUUAGAACGCUUCCUCUGAUCGUGCUCGUACUACCGGCACUCUUCACCCUCGCCAUCGCCUUUCUACCAGAAACACCACCCUGCUUAUUGCGUGCAUAUCGAACUGAAAAGGCCGAACAGUCGCUCAUGUUUUACCGGGGCGUUCGAGGACAUUUUGCAAAGUCGGAAUGUUUCCGGCACGAAUUCCAGCAGCUGAAGGAUGGGAUCGAGCUCGAAACGACGGCUUCGGACGCUACUCUGUCGUGGAAAGAUUUCACCACGAAACCAGCCCGCCAGGGUUUACUGAUGGGGAUGUUUCUAAUGCUGCUCAAUCAGUCCAGUGGCUCGAUGGCUCUCAUCACCUACGCCAGCAGUAUUUUCGAGCUGGCUAAUCCACCGUCGGCCACCACUGUCGGUGUCCUUCCCGCAUCCAUUUCCUCGAUCGUGCUGGCCACGAUACAACUCCUCGGAACUAUCAUCUCACUGGCGCUGGUCGAUCGAGUUGGACGCAAGCUUCUGUUGAUCGUGUCCUGUCUUGGUAUGACCGUCGGAUACCUCACCCUAGCCGGCUAUGUGCACUUCCUACUCCCAACCGGCUCCGACCCGUCGGACAGCGUAGUUUCUGACACAGUUCCGAGCAUUACCAGCCGACUGUUGCCCAUCUGUAGCCUUUCGUUCAGUAUCCUGCUAGCUUCAAUCGGACUGCUGACCGUCCCGUUCAUCGUCAUGGCCGAGGUUUUGCCGUCGAAGAUAAGAAAUAUUGGCAGCACAAUCUGCACGACGAUCGUUGCUUUAUCCGCGUUCGCGGUGCUGAAGGUAUUUCCUGUCCUACUCGAUACGAUUGGACUGGCGGGUACGAUGGCAGGUGUUGCGGUGGUGUGUUUAGUCGGUGCAACGGUGGUCAUACUGUUUCUACCCGAAACGCACGGCAAGUCACUGGUGCCGAUAGCCGCAGAAGUGGAGCAAAACUCGGAAAGAAAUAGAACGGAGGGAGUCUAAACGCACAGCGCGAGGCACUCCAUUAAUUUGAAUACUGUUUGUACUUUUGGCACAUAUCCAAAUGAAACCGUAGGCACACAAACGAUAACACAAAACUUAUCAGAAACCGAAAGUACAAAUAAUAACAAACAAGUUUGAA